AUGCGGCGUUCUGUGUAUUAUAUGGGGCGCAGCCUCACACAGCGGCACCUGAACGCCUGCAACAGCCCGCUGGCGACCGGCUUUGUGCGGCCUAAUGCGUUCUCCAGCACAAUGCAUGGGCUUGCAGCGUCGCCGCUGUGCGGCCUCGGCUUCAUCGGUGGCGGCGGCGCUGUCAUUGGCGCAAACGGCGCUCUAGUCGCAUCCUCAGAGACGGCGCUGAGUCAGCUCCUGACAUCCAUCAUUGCGCAGGGUAAGCCCGUCUCUGCGCUGGCCACUGUCGUUUGCAUCCAAAAUAUAUCAAGUUGUGUCUGUGCAUGCGUAAGAGUAUUACUCGGAUUGACUCUAAAGAUGUUCUCUCCUUUCUCGACCACGCGUGGCGAUACAACAGUGACUCUGUACGCCCCUUCAUUGAAGAGAGACGAACCGCAGUGA
Leishmania braziliensis MHOM/BR/75/M2904 is the source of this 432-nucleotide messenger RNA. RefSeq lists its product as hypothetical. The record is from RefSeq and is a predicted model, not a curated record. Lineage: Eukaryota; Euglenozoa; Kinetoplastea; Trypanosomatida; Trypanosomatidae. The transcript has a single exon. Bases 1 to 432 code for a protein of 143 amino acids.